Messenger RNA from Vanderwaltozyma polyspora DSM 70294, 1170 nucleotides. It is a transcript of the gene RML2, whose product is annotated as mitochondrial 54S ribosomal protein uL2m. The coding region runs from base 1 to 1170 and encodes 389 amino acids. Gene Ontology annotation, molecular function: structural constituent of ribosome; RNA binding; transferase activity. The transcript has a single exon. Gene Ontology annotation, biological process: cytoplasmic translation. Lineage: Eukaryota; Fungi; Ascomycota; Saccharomycetes; Saccharomycetales; Saccharomycetaceae. The record is from RefSeq and is a predicted model, not a curated record. Gene Ontology annotation, cellular component: large ribosomal subunit; ribosome.
AUGCUUACUCUGAACGGUUAUAAAAUCUGGGUCAAUGUGCCUAGAUUUGUUUCCAGUACUGGGUUUGUCGGUUUAGGUUCGAGAGGAUUUCAUAAUAGUGAAAUGCUAUUUAGCACACAGAAAGAUCUCAAUUUUAACGGAAUUCCAAAGGUAAUUACUCCACAAAUGUUAAAAAUUAUUCCCAAUGAUGAAGAUUUAAUGGUUUUAGAAAAACAAGAUGAACUGGUCAAAAGACGUCGUAGGCUGGCUAAAGAAAUUACAAAAAUGAAGAAAUUGAAACCUUUGUCGCCAGGUUUAAGAUGGUGGAAGACUCCUAUUUAUCCAUAUUUAUAUAAAGGUCGUCCUGUAAAAGAAUUGACAAUUCCAAAAAAAGGUACUGGUGGUAGAAAUAAUUCUGGUAGAAUUACUGUUCGUAGCAGAGGUGGUGGACAUAAAAGACGUCUAAGAUUGGUAGAUUUCUCUAGAAUGGAAGCAGGUAAACAGACUGUUGAAAGAAUUGAAUAUGAUCCAGGUAGAACCUCUCAUAUCGCUUUGUUGAAACAUAAUAAGACAGGUACUUUAUCAUAUAUUUUAGCUUGUGAUGGUUUAAGAGCUGGAGAUAUUGUCGAAUCCUACAGAAAGGGUAUCCCUAACGACUUAAUUAAAGAAAUGGGUGGUCAAGUUGAUCCUGCCAUUUUGAGUGUUAGAAGUUGUCAAAAGGGGAAUUGUUUGCCAAUUUCCAUGAUUCCAAUAGGUAGUGUUGUUCACAACGUCGGUAUCACUCCGAUUGGUGGUGGUAAGUUCUGCCGUUCUGCCGGUACAUAUGCUCGUAUUAUCUCUAAAUUGCCUAGUAAGAAGAGAGCUGUAAUUUGCUUACAAAGUGGUGAGCAUCGUUAUGUUUCUCUAGAAGCUUGUGCUACCAUGGGUGUUGUAUCGAAUUUUGAUCAUCAAAACAGCUCUUUAGGUAAAGCUGGUAGAUCCAGAUGGAUGGGUAGAAGACCAAAAGUUAGAGGUGUAGCCAUGAACAAAUGUGACCAUCCUCAUGGUGGUGGUCGUGGUAAGUCGAAGUCUAACAAGGUUUCACAAUCUCCAUGGGGUCUAUUAGCAAAGGGUUAUAAGACAAGAAGAGGCAAGAACCAAAAUAGAUUGAAGGUAAAGGAUAGACCAAGAGGUAAAGAUAAAAGACAAUGA